GGAGGAGGGACCUUAUUAUUGUACGAUGGCCGCCACGGACGCCCAAGUGAAGCACGAAGCUGCUGCCGACGAGGAGCACAGCCUCCAGACGGGCUGGUGCUUGUGGUAUGACCGCAAGCUGCCCAAGCGCACCGACCUCGACACCUACCAGUCGAACUUGCAGAAGAUCGCUGCCUUUGGCACGGUCGAAGACUUUUGGCGCCACUAUGUGCACGUGAAGCGCCCGUCGCAGCUCAACAAGGACACGAACCUGUACUUGUUCCGCGAUGCGCCCAACUGCGCGCCGAUGUGGGAAGCCUUCCCGAACGGCGGCUGCUGGAUCCUCAAGAUCAAGAAGAAGGCCAACGUCCUCGGUAAGAUGUGGCAGGACCUCUGCUUCGCCGCGGUCGGCGAGGCGUUCGAGACGCUCAAUGUCGUUGGCAUUGCCAUGGCGAUCCGCUCCAAGGAAGACAUGAUCUCGGUCUGGAACGCCGACAACACGGACGACAGCGCUCGGUUCGCGAUCGGCGAGAAGCUCAAGGAGCUCCUCAUGCUCGACUCCAACACGCUCAUCGAGUACAAGUUCCACUCCAACUCGAUCCGCGACAUGUCGACGUUCCGCAACGCCAAGCCGUACGUCUUCUCUGCGUCGAGCUAAGCGCACCGCGCAACGACAACGGACGACGGGUGUGUUUUUUGUGCGACUGAAGUGUCAAUGCACGCGCAGUAGUAAUAAAGAAGAUGCCUGC
This is a messenger RNA of Saprolegnia parasitica CBS 223.65, 728 nucleotides long. RefSeq lists its product as hypothetical. NCBI's taxonomy places the organism in Eukaryota, Oomycota, Saprolegniomycetes, Saprolegniales, Saprolegniaceae. The transcript has 8 exons. The record is from RefSeq and is a predicted model, not a curated record. The coding region runs from base 26 to 637 and encodes 203 amino acids. Gene Ontology annotation, biological process: translational initiation. Gene Ontology annotation, molecular function: RNA 7-methylguanosine cap binding; translation initiation factor activity. Gene Ontology annotation, cellular component: eukaryotic translation initiation factor 4F complex.